UAAAACUGCAACGAACCUGUACAGGCACAGCAACUAGCCCGAACUUUGCAGAUUGUGAGCUGCUGGGUUCCAAUGGUCCAAUCACCAUACAACAUUGGCUCAAUAUAGCUGCUCUUGCAGUCCCUCCCUCGCUCCCAAUGUCUCCCUCCGCGCCGCCAAAACACUCCAUCCUCGACAGCUUGAACAAUGCCCAGGCACGCGCCGUGACCUCGGAUGCUGCCACUGUCGCUAUAUUAGCCGGCCCAGGUAGCGGAAAGACACAUACACUUACCUCCCGAGUGGUCUGGUUGGUCGAUCAUGUCGGCUACCAACCACAAGAUGUCGUUGUCGCGACAUUCACCGUCAAGGCUGCUCGGGAAAUGAAGGAGCGCAUCGGCAAGGCUCUGGGAAACGGCCGCGAAAACAAGAUCAUUCUGGGCACAUUCCACAGCAUUGCUCGACGCUAUCUUGCCGCGUACGGCCGCCACAUUGGACUGAGCGAAAAGUUCAGCAUUGCCGACGAUAACGACUCGAGAUCCAUCAUCACGAGAAUAUGCAAAAGGCUACAACUGGGUCUCGAUCCGCCCAUGGCAAAGGCCUGGAUAAGCAAGAAGAAAGCCAAGGGAAUGGAACCCAGUCCUUCCUCUUUGCCCCAACCGCCAAAGAAGCAGCCGGUACAACGAGGUCAGCGGGAUCUGGAAGUAUGCUAUACCGAGUACCAGACCCACUUGGAACGAUCAAACUUGCUAGACUAUGACGAUCUGCUGGUCCGAUGCGUGGAACUUCUUCGCAAGUUUCCUUCUUGUGUGUCUAAUAUACAGACGGUCCUGAUCGACGAAUACCAAGAUACCAACGGCGUACAAUACGAGCUUAUGCGUCUGCUUGCCCAAAAGCAUCAGAGGAUUACAAUUGUCGGCGACCCAGAUCAGAGUAUCUACGGAUGGCGCUCGGCCGAGAUCAAGAACUUAUGGAGACUUCUCCGCGAUUAUCCGAAAACCGACGAGAUUUCGCUCGAAGAGAACUACCGCUCGUCCCAAGCUAUCCUCGACUUAUCACUGCUGGUGAUUCAGCAGGACAAGAAAAGAUAUCAAAAGGUGUUGAAACCAGUCCAUGACAGAGGCUCCCGUCCUGUCUUGCGCAAACUCAAAAACGCUUCCACCGAAGCAGAGUGGAUCGUCGCCGAGAUACGCCGUGCGCUUCUCAUGUCGGGGUCAAUGUUGACCCACAACGAUGUGGCUGUUCUUCUGCGCUCAGCAUCGCUGUCAAGGCACGUCGAAAGUGCCCUUGGUAAAGCGGGUAUCCCCUACCGCAUGGUUGGCGGUUUCAAGUUUUACGAGCGUUCAGAGAUCAAGACUAUUCUUGAUUAUCUACGAGUCAUCCAUCAGCCAGACAACAAUGAUGCGUUUGGGAGGAUCAUGAACGUCCCCAAGCGAGGCAUAGGCGACGGCACUAUCAAAAACCUUAUCGAAGAAGCAGAAAAGUCAUCUCUCAGCCUUUACAGUCUUCUUGUCAAACAUUGCCGGGGGGACCGUACUGCCAAGACCAAGAUCACCAAGCAUGCUGAACAGAAAAUUAGUGGUGAACUGAUUCGCAUGUUGAAUGGGAUACGGAAGAAGAUGGAAGAGGCUGCAGAGAGCAACCCGUUCGGCUUGGUCGAUUUGAUUGAGCAUUUGCUGACAGCCUUGAACUUCCAAAAUUACCUUCAGGUGACAUAUCCUGACGACCACGAGCAAAGAUGGGCCAACGUUCAGGAGUUCAUUAGUCUUGCCAAUGACUUUGUGCGAGACUUGCAUGUGUCUGGCGAGGAUGCUCUGCCAGAAAUCGAGGGGCUUGAACAGUCAAAGGAGGAGGAAGUUCUCCCGCAAUUCUUGGCCAACGUCUCACUCGCCUCUGACGCUCAAAAAGGAGAAGAGGGUCAGGAGAACAAGCCACUGGUUACCAUAUCGACCAUUCACGCCGCCAAAGGUCUUGAAUGGCCUAUCGUCUUCAUACCAGCAGUCUACAAUGGCUCUAUCCCGCAUAUGCGGUCGGAAGACGGAGAUGAAGAGCGAAGAUUGCUAUACGUCGCCAUGACACGGGCUCAAUCCUUGCUAUACCUCAGCUAUCCGGUGUACCACAGUCCAGGGAGUAGCGAACGUACCGAAAUGUCUUCGUUUGUGUCUCCUGUCGCCAAUUCCUUCGCAAAGAAGGGUCCUACUUUCGAACGGCCACUCAUGACCCAUAUCGCCAAGGUGCUCCAACGCGAGCUACCUUCCGAAAAGGAAAUCUUCAAGGGGAUCCCCAACAUGUCCCAUACCGAGGAUAACAUGUAUCCCAUCGACCCAGACGAUGCUUUCCAAGAAAGUGGGCAGGGCUUUGACUCGUCAAGAUCAAAACGUCCCAAGCUCUACAACCCAGUGGCGAUAUCAACUGGAGACGGACACGAAGAACCUCAAUGGGCAAAGCCACACGCUACCACAAUGGACCAAGCAUCAACCUUCACCAUAGCUUCCCUCCCUGGCUUUGUCAACGCAGCCGUCCAUCAAGCAGCUAUCACCGCAGCGGCCAACGCUAGCGCCGCUGCCGCCUUGGAAGCCAGAGCCAACAAGGCCUCAGCUUCAUCAGGCAUAAAGCGAGGUACGAACAAGCGACCAGCCGACCAAAAGAGCAUCCUCGGAUUUGUUAAGACCAAUUUCGAGCCCGCCACCGGUGUCGGUUCAUCCAUCACUUCCGCCUCUACCACCACCAACCGUCCCUCUGUCCCAACCCCCCGUCUCCCGCAACCGGCCUUAUCUCGCAACCCAUCCCUGCCCUUAAACCACAGUCAUAGCCCUCCAGCCCACACCUUUACUGGCGCUGGCAGCCUCCAAAGAGCCCAAAGCCACCCCUCCAAACCCUCUGUUCCCGCCACUACCGCAGGUAUAGCCCCUGAACUGGCGUCCCAUAGGCUGGGAAGCAGUCGUGGUCUAAACCUCAACGUUACUCGACCUCCUUCUCUACAACCACCCAAAGAUGCCUCUUCUACAUCUUCAUUUCACUAUAAAAAGCAGUAUGUCUGUUUCUCGAGCUCGCCCACGAGACCUGAACCCGACGAUGGCAUAUCAGCUCCGCCGAAAUCAGCGGGAGGAGGAGACGAAGAAGAAGCGGAGGAAACCGAACAACCGCCUACUCCUACGAGACCGGCAGGGAGUUUGCAUGUGACUACUUGCCAUAAUGUCUUGCCUACGGGGUUGGGUGGGUAUCCUGGCAAACGGGCAGCGAGAGGAGGGGCGGUGGGAGUGGUGAGGAAGCCGGUGGGGUUGGCGAGGUUGGAUGGAACGGAGGGGAUGGGGGCGAUCAAACCGAUGGAGAGGUUGAUGAAGCCUUUUAAGCCUUUGACUAUGAAUCGGACGGCUGGAGGUUCAGGGGUUGGUGGUGGGAGUGGAAGGGGAAGUGGGAGUGGGAAUGGAAGUACGAUGGGGAGACCGGGGUUGCAGAGGCCUGGGAUAGGGAGGUGAGGUUGUGAGGUUUAAGGGUCAUAGUGUUGUAGUCAUUGUUAGGCGUUGUGCUUAUCGCGAUAUUGCAAGAUAUUUGAUGCCAAUGACUGGAAAAAUAGAUCUCAGAAGUUACCGGUUCGGGGCAAGA
Molecule: messenger RNA, 3582 nt
Organism: Neurospora crassa OR74A
Lineage: Eukaryota; Fungi; Ascomycota; Sordariomycetes; Sordariales; Sordariaceae
Gene: mus-50
Product: UvrD/REP helicase
Exons: 1
Coding region: 138-3455 (1105 amino acids)
Biological process (GO): recombinational repair
Cellular component (GO): nucleus
Molecular function (GO): hydrolase activity; ATP binding; 3'-5' DNA helicase activity
Source: RefSeq, a predicted model, not a curated record